Molecule: messenger RNA, 898 nt
Organism: Sander lucioperca (pikeperch)
Lineage: Eukaryota; Metazoa; Chordata; Actinopteri; Perciformes; Percidae
Exons: 2
Coding region: 5-898 (297 amino acids)
Molecular function (GO): nucleic acid binding
Source: RefSeq, a predicted model, not a curated record
AAGAAUGUUCACUCCAGAGCAAGAGACCCAUAUAGUGAACAUGGUGAUUGCCAAUAAUGCAAUAAGACUGCGCGAAAUACAGCAGCGCAUAAUUGAUAAUGACACCAUCUUUCAAAAUAUACACAGUGUAAGCAUUUCUGCACUAAGUCGUGUACUUGCGCGCCACAGAAUAAGAAUGAAGCAAAUUUACAGAGUUCCUUUCGAGAGAAACACAGAACGUGUAAAGCAACUGCGAUAUGACUAUGUGCAGAGAGUGAUGGAACUAGAAGCAGAUGCCAUGGGACAUGAGCUACUUUUUGUAGAUGAGGCCGGUUUUAACCUCAGUAAAACCAGGAGACGUGGCAGGAACAUUAUUGGACACCGUGCCAUCAUCAAUGUCCCAGGACAACGUGGUGGUAACAUAACCAUGUGUGCAGCUAUAAGCCUAAAUGGUGUUGUUCACCAUCAUGCAACCAUAGGCCCAUACAACACUGCACAUAUUAUUGCAUUCCUGGACACCUUACAUGACAUGCUCACUGUUCAGAGACCAGAGCAUACCCGAUAUGUCAUCAUAUGGGACAAUGUAAGUUUCCAUAGGGCUGCUUUGGUCCGCAACUGGUUUACGGACCACCCAUUCUUCAUGGCACUCAACCUCCCUCCAUACUCUCCAUUCUUAAAUCCCAUCGAGGAGUUCUUCUCUGCCUGGCGUUGGAAAGUGUACGACCGUCAUCCUCAUCAACAGGUAGCCCUUUUACAGGCAAUGGAGGAGGCAUGUGGAGAUAUUGAUCAGGCAUCAUGUCAAGCCUGGAUACGGCAUUCAAGGAGAUAUUUUCCCCGGUGCCUUGGACUGGAGGAUAUCGCAUGCGAUGUGGAUGAAAUUUUGUGGCCGGACCCAGAAAGACGACAUGAUGUAGACUGA